AUGCGCUGCAAGCGCAGUGAUUUUAAAAUCUAACGAAAUAUUGUGUAAUGUGAAACGUUUUACACGUACAAACACAACAAUCGAAUAUUUUAUACAAUUCCAUUUGGCCUGAUUCGGCCAUAAUUUUUUGCAAAAUGAUAGUGAACAACCUAUUAACUAUUAUUUUCAUCGUCAUAACUGGAACAGCAUUCGUGCGAUGUGCAUUUGCGGCAGGCAAACAUCGUACAAAAUUAAAAAAAGAAGCAAUUGGGCACAAACCAAGUAAUGAUGUUCUACUACGUUCUCUGUCGGACUUCGGCGUCGUACGAAGAUCUUUGAAUCCGAUAACGUUCGGACAAUAUAGCUAUGGCUAUGAGUAUCAACUAACAAGUGAUGAAAAUGUUUCAAAUAUCAAAAAUAAGAAGAAUGUAGUAAUAGAGAAUUUAAAACUAUCAGUGACAUUCCGUGAUAACAUACUCUACAUCUUCUCGUACUUGCUUUACGGCUGUGAAAAUAAUUUGACGGAAGAACAACAUACAUCUUUGGAAACGCUUUAUGAAUUUCUCAAGAAGAAGAUAGUUUAUAUGUACAAUUUAUUACCUAUUUUACCUAAAUUGGACAUCACAGAUAAGAAUCAACAGACAACUACCGUAUUGUCAUCGCUGAUAAAAAAUCUACCAUCUUAUAUUCAAUGUACGGCUAAAUACUUAGUCAAUGAGAUAGAAAAGAACAGAAUUGAUUUAAAUACUUUACUAAAACCAACAGAAUCUGAGACAUUUGAUUAUCUCGCCAACAUUGAUUUAAACACGCUCGCAACAGGUAGAAUUAAAAACGAAGAAAUGAUAGGAUACGAUGAAAAUUCAAAUAUUACCCAGAAAGCUCUUGGUCCGGUGUUUGUAAAGCUUAUUUAUAAUUUACAAACAAAAAAUUUUUUGUCGCAAGAACUAUUCAGUUUGAUACUGAUAAACUUACCAAACCUUAGCAAGGAUCCCGUACUGGAAGAAAACGUUAGAUAUCUGUAUGACUUAACAAGAAAUAAUAUCAUCAAUCGUAACGAUUGGGAUUCAAUCGGGAAAGAUCCCGUUGGCAAUGACGCUUAUACACUUAUCUUUUCUACCUUCACCAAGAUUCUCAAUUCAAACAUACAAAUGAUCGUAAAGGAUGCUACGUCUUACGUAUACCAUCACUUGAAGAUUGUAACGGUUCCAACUUACCUUGAUUCGAACUUAAAGUAUAUGCAUCAUCUGCUGGAAAAAGAUAUAGAUAUAGAAAUGCUGCUUUCAGCCGUUAUUUCUCAGGAGUUUGAUGAAGAUACGAUUCGCAUGAAAAACCGUCUACUAACGUAUUUCAUACGCAAUUAUAGAAACGAGGAUAUAACUAAAAUUCUUAAGGGAUUCAACAAAUUUGCCUACAAUGAUCCGUCAGAGCUUCUCUUGGCAAUCCUAACAAGAUUUACAAAACGCGUUCCAAGCUCUCCAAAUACUAAUUCAAUACAACAGCCGGCUUCAGCUCUGUUAUCAGCUGUAUUCAUGAAAAAAUAUUCAAGAAUUUUCACACCAUUUGUGUCACCCGAAAUUGAUGUACUGAUACUUUUGGAAUCUGUGCAGGUCUCUGAUGUGGAUCAAGUACUUCAGUCAACAAUAGAUUCCAUAAAACUUGAGUUAAUUUCACAGCCAAAAAUAUCUGUGCUUCUGAGUACCUUAAUACCAACGGAAAAAGAGAAAUGUGAGGCACCAAGACAGUGUUUGGUAAAUACAUUCCUGCAAGUACCAAAAUUACAAAAUAAUAUACCUUUAACUUUAACAACAAAAAUUCAAAACGUAGCGUAUAUUCUGAUGAAAACAACUCCACAGCCUCUGCAACAAAAAGAAAGCUAUACCACACAAUAUUCCAUAAAACCAGUGGAUGUAAAUCUCUAUCUAAAUCGGGACCAAGACCGGGACAAUUCAAUAGCAGUGGCAUUCAAGACAGAUAGUAUGUAUACAAAUAAUGUGCCUUCAGGUGGUAUCAACGGAGUUUCGUAUGUAUGGAACAUAGAUAAAUAUGUUGAUAAAACUGGUCCCGCUGUACAAAAUGAAUUGCAAGUUGGAACUGUAGGAUGGGAAACAGGAAUUGCUACAGAAAUCGACUCAACAGAAUCAAAGAUAGUAUCGCCAACGAUAGAUCAAGUGCAUAGCACAGAGACAAAAGUCACCGAAUCGAAAGUCAUCAAACCAAAAGUCACCCAACCAAAAGUCACCCAACCAAAAGUUACCCAACCAAAAGUCACCCAACCAAAAAUCACCCAACCAAAAGUUACCCAACCAAAAGUCACCCAACCAAAAGUCGCCCAACCAAAAGUCGUCCAAUCGAAACUCACCCAAACACACAUCACUGAACAUGUACCUAUUCAAGAACGCACAUCGGAUCGACCAUUAACUUUGAAACCUUCGUUAACGACAUCAAUAUCUAAUGUUCCUUCUUUAGGAACUUAUUAUCCGACGCAGAAACCACGAAAAAUACUGCACUCGCGAUACACAACACCUACACCGACAGAGCGUAGUGUUGAAGAUAGUAAUUCCAAAGUAGAGGAAUAUAUUCCGCCCUCAAAAGUAAGUUUCGAUGAAAAAGAAGCAUCACCGAGUAUAAGUAAGGAAAGUGAAGAUGAAACUUCUCCAUCGGAAGAAGUAACUAAAGAAGUCACAACAAAGACUAAAUCUACUAAACCGUCAACGACAAUUCAACAUACUAAAUCACAAUUAUUAGACAGCGUUGAAAAAAAAGUGCAUUCCGAAAACGUCGUAUCAAGUGCGAUAGUAUUACCUCCGUCUAUAGAAACUGAUCAGCCUCUUAGAGUACACCUAUCUGAUAGUGGUGUCCUAGUUGUAACGACAAGUGAUGAUCAUAACACAACGGAACCUGAAGUUGUCUUACCAGAUAUCAAGGAACUUUUAAAAUCGCCGGAUAUAAAUAAGCUCAUGCAAAAUUCCGACUCACCAAUAGUAACUCGAGUGUUAAAACCAUUGAAUAUCAUAUUUGGUAAAAAUUAUAUUAAGGAAAUCUUGAAGAAUGUGGAUAUAAAACUUUAUCCCACAAAUGUUGCAUUAUUGUUAACAUUAUUUAAAGAAGCCAUAACUUAUCCGGAAGUAACACAGAAUUCACAAUUGACGAGCAUAAUUAAUCAAUACAUUGUCACUAUAGAUUAUGUGAGUCCAACGACAUUAUUACCCGUCGUAGUUUCGUCGAAGGAAUUGGUAUCAGAUGUCAUAUAUUCUACGUUUAAUCCGAAUGACUUAACCCAAGGUAAAAUUAGCGAAAAUCCACCUGAAUCAUUAUCAGACAGUGUCACUGUACCUCUCGUCAAUCCUAAGAUAUUGUUGGAGUCUAUAAAUCCAUCUAAUCCUUACGUUGAUCUAUUACCUACUUUGGAACAAGGAAAUAUAUUUGCGAAAACAAUACAACCCCUCAAAUUGAUUUUUACAUCUGAAAAAAUUACGGAAAUACUUGGACCAGAUUUUCAACCAUUGAUGUUCCCAAAUAAAAUUACACUUCUGUUUACGCUCUUGCGUAGGCUACAGAAAAGUAAAACAAUUCAAGCAAAUCUGAAACUGAAAUCCGCAAUUGAUUCUUAUUUACAAGCUAUCGAGCUACCAUCGAUAAGCAUUCAAGUAUCUGAAGAUAGUUUCGUGAAGAUGAAGUCCGAAACUACAGGUCAGUGGUUACCUGAACUGACAAGUUUGAUUUCUGCUCUUCCAACAGCUGAGACCGAUGACGAAACGACGAUGAUAGAAGAGAUGGAGCAAUACCUCGAUGAUCCAACUCUUUGGGAAAAAUUAAACAUAGCUAAACCACCAGUAACUAUGUCUCGCGGAGAGCUAUUGUAUAAAGUUACUCAGAGUGCAUUGUCCGGUACAAUAAGUGUCGAUAAAGGUGUUUUGAAAGCAUUUAAAUAUUACGAAAACAAAAUAGAAUUCACCGAUAUGGGUGCUCUGCCCAUCAUGUGGAUGUGGGUCGAAACGUACGUAUUUAAGGCUGAAGUACAACUAGGCGACAUGAUCCAGGAGACGGUGAACUUCGAUCAAUUGUCAUAUAAGGAGAAAUUAGCGUAUAAUGAUAUAAUAACAUACCUAGCUCAAAAUCCUAAUCUUCUUCAAGACAACGAGGACUUCGAUUUUGAGAAGUAUAAGACACAAGGGAAGUUUGUUAAGGGUUUAUUCAAAUAUUUACUGACGAAACCAGAGAUUAAUAAUAAGAUUAAAAAGAACAUUAAAAUGAUACUUCCACGUGUGACGGAGACUGGAGCAGGUGCAGUCGCAAUGCCAAAUUUAUCUGGAUUUUAAAAGAUCGGCUAUAUUAAUUAAAAUCUAAUUCAUUAAUUGAAGGACUCUAAUUAAAGCAAUUUGAUCUGAGUUUAAAAGAAACAGAAAAUGAAUACACAGAUACGUCUCACAAAACGAGUGUGUGUUUUAUAAUAAAGAAUUAACUCGAGGUAUUCUUUAUAAUAAACAAUUUACUACAUUAAAUAUUGGCUCAUAGAGUUUUUAAUAUUGCAUAUUGUGCAUGCAAAAUCAAUUAUAUAAUUUAAGAUUGCGAAAAAUGACAUAUGUAACUGUCU
Messenger RNA from Mycetomoellerius zeteki, 4573 nucleotides. RefSeq lists its product as uncharacterized. The transcript is spliced from 3 exons. The record is from RefSeq and is a predicted model, not a curated record. The coding region runs from base 135 to 4298 and encodes 1387 amino acids. NCBI's taxonomy places the organism in Eukaryota, Metazoa, Arthropoda, Insecta, Hymenoptera, Formicidae.